GCGAGCAAGGCAGCGAAGGAGCGGCGGCCGGGCCCGGUAGGUGCUUGGCCGAGGGAAGGGGCUUCCGUGGACGAGGGGAGGUUCCUUCCUCCCUGCUCGGCGGGAAGAGCAGCGGGGCGACCUGUGGCGGAAGGCCCGAGCUCCCGGGUGCGGGGCUGCUCGACUCCGAAGCCGUGUGGGGCACAAGAACUGAGCAAUGAAUAAAUUACGACAGAGCUUCAGAAGAAAGAAAGAUGUCUAUGUCCCUGAAGCAAGUAGGCCACAUCAGUGGCAGACAGAUGAAGAAGGGGUUCGGACUGGCAAAUGCAGCUUUCCUGUUAAGUAUCUGGGACAUGUGGAAGUAGAUGAAUCAAGAGGAAUGCAUAUAUGUGAAGAUGCUGUGAAGAGACUGAAAGCUGAAAGGAAGUUCUUCAAAGGCUUCUUUGGAAAAAGCGGAAAGAAGGCAGUUAAAGCCGUCCUGUGGGUUUCAGCGGAUGGACUCAGAGUUGUUGAUGAGAAAACAAAGGACCUUAUAGUUGAUCAGACAAUAGAGAAGGUUUCUUUCUGUGCUCCGGACAGGAAUUUUGAUAGGGCAUUUUCUUACAUCUGUCGAGAUGGCACAACACGACGCUGGAUAUGUCACUGCUUUAUGGCUGUAAAGGACACGGGAGAGAGGUUGAGUCAUGCAGUUGGCUGUGCAUUUGCAGCCUGCUUGGAGCGAAAGCAAAAGAGAGAGAAGGAGUGUGGGGUGACUGCCACCUUUGAUGCCAGCAGAACCACAUUCACAAGAGAGGGGUCUUUCAGGGUUACUACAGCAACUGAACAAGCAGAAAGAGAGGAAGGCAUGAGGCAGAUACAAGACACAAAAGUUGAAACUGAUGUGAAAGCGGCGGUGUCGAGUGUUGUACCUGGCAAUACAGCCCCAUCACCAAGUUCCCCAACCUCUCCUAGUGCUGAGGUUGCAUCCUCUGCUGACAAAGAGUCAAAUAACCCCCAUGCUAUCCCACGAAGACACGCUCCCAUAGAGCAACUAGCCAGACAAGGCUCGUUCCGAGGUUUCCCUGCUCUUAGCCAGAAGAUGUCCCCAUUUAAACGACAGCUCUCUUUGCGAAUAAAUGAGCUCCCUUCAACGGUGCAGAGGAAGAGCGACUUCCCCAUGAAAAACUCAGUUCCAGAGGUUGAAGGAGAAGUGGAUAGCAUUAGUUCCCUGUGCUCCCAGAUUACAAAUGCAUUUAGCACACCGUCGGAGGACCCUUUCACUUCUGCCCCUAUGCCAAAACCAGUCACUGUAGUUGCACCACAGUCUCCUGCUUUUCAAGUUAAUGGCACUGCCUCUGCCUUCAGUGUGCUUGCUGCUAAACCAGCUCAAACUACUGUAGCACCCACUGCAGUACCAGUUCGUGAAACCAAUCCUUGGGCUCUUGCCCCUGCUGCUCCAGCUGCUGCUAAAACUAGAGCCGCAGCCACUCUUUCUGGUUCCGAGUGGAGUACCAACUCAGGAGCUGCCUCACCGAAUCUGUUCCAGGCAAACCACAGACGUACUCCCUCCGAGGCAGACCGCUGGUUGGAAGAGGUGUCCAAAACUGUCCGGUCCCAGCAGCCGCAGCCACCCCCAGCUCCCCAGCCACUCCUUCCUCCUCCUCCUCCUCCUGUGGCUUCUCAAGCAGCCUCAGCUUUUCCAGGCAGCACCUUCAUUGCAUCUCAGCCUGUGCCUGUCGGUGUGGUCCAGCCCAUGCAACCAGCGUUUAUCCCAGCUCAGCCAUACGCUGUAGCAAACGGAAUGCCCUAUUCCGCCCCAAGCGUGCCAGUGGUUGGAAUCACCCCUUCCCAGAUGGUAGCAAACGUAUUUGGUACGGCAAGCCACACUCAAGGAUCCCACUCUCACCAGUCACCUAGUCUUAUAAAGCAGCAGACAUUGCCCCAGUACGAAACUAACAGUGCUACUGCCAGUCCUUUUUUCAAACCUCCUCCCCAGCAGCUCAACGGGUCGGCUGCUUUCAACGGUGUGGACGCUGCCAAAUGGCCCGCAGAGGACAAGCAUGUACUGCCGCCUGCAGCUGCCCAGCAGGUUGAUCCAUUUGAAGCGCAGUGGGCGGCGCUGGAAAGCAAAUCGAAGCAGCGCACCAACCCAUCUCCAACUAACCCUUUCUCGAGCGAAUUGCAGAAAACCUUUGAGAUUGAACUUUAAGCAGUCCUGUGGCUUUGUACUUAAGUCUGUCUGUAUGUGUGUUGGAAUUGGAUUGGGUGGAAGGAAGGGGGAUACAAGGGGGCAAGAGGGGACGAGUGAGCAGCAUAUGCGCCAUUGCUGGUGUCCCCAUGGAAUCAGUGGGCAUAUAGAGAGGGAACAAUUGGGGUGGGGGGAGACGCUCCAAGCCCCAACCACACAACUAUUGGGAAAUCUAGGAAAUGUCCCUGGGCCUCUUGCAUUCCUGCUUGGGAGCUUCAAUGGCAAAGGAAACCUCAAAAGGGCUGAAGAAGGGAAAUGAGCCCUGAAGCCCUUUCCUCGCACAGAACUUCAGAAGACCUCGUAAGAUGAGAAGCAAAUUAGCCGCCACUAUCUUCAGGAGGUGUCUUGUCUACCUUCCUGUGAGUGAGCCAUUCCUCUGAGCGGGGGGAAAGAGAGAGGAGUAGCCAGGCGGAUACAAGCUCAGCUGGGGAAUGGGAAGAAGUGAGAGCUGCUUAGCAUAUGCCGUCUGUGGAAAAGGAUGAGCUUCCAUUUUGAGUAACACAAUAAUUAUUAUAUAUAAAAUAAAGCCAAAAUCUUUAUUUUUAUGCAUUUUAGAUUAUUUUAAAUAGUUCUAGGUAAUAAAAGCUGAAUGAGUUGUAAGUAAUCUUGCCAAAGGUAUAAAAGGGGGUUGGAUGUAAAAUUGUACAUAAGAUUGAUUUAUCACUGAUUCUUACAGUCAGUAAUAUGAGAGUAGAAUGGGGAGCAGAGUUAUUAGCUUGUUCUUGUCCUAUCAUUGUAAGUAGCAUAUUGCAACAACAAUCAUGAAUCAUGACCAAUUCAAAAAAAAAAUCACAGUAGAAUAGUUUUAAGAGCAGUAUUGUCUUGGUUUAAAAACAAUGGGUAAAUUCGAUAUCUUUUUUUAAAAGAAUUCAAACUAGAUCAUAUUGGAGUACAUAUAGGUUUUUUUCAUAUACUGCUGCAGUUUCCUUGUCUUGAAUCUGUUUUAAUACUACUGUGGUAAGUUGACUAUAAUCAUAUCUACAAUCAGGUCUACUUAGGAACCCA
Messenger RNA from Zootoca vivipara (common lizard), 3211 nucleotides. It is a transcript of the gene NUMB, whose product is annotated as NUMB endocytic adaptor protein. The record is from RefSeq and is a predicted model, not a curated record. Gene Ontology annotation, biological process: positive regulation of neurogenesis. Gene Ontology annotation, cellular component: cytoplasm; cytoplasmic vesicle; basolateral plasma membrane. NCBI's taxonomy places the organism in Eukaryota, Metazoa, Chordata, Lepidosauria, Squamata, Lacertidae.